Molecule: messenger RNA, 2924 nt
Organism: Gilbertella persicaria
Lineage: Eukaryota; Fungi; Mucoromycota; Mucoromycetes; Mucorales; Choanephoraceae
Exons: 6
Coding region: 12-2813 (933 amino acids)
Biological process (GO): purine nucleobase catabolic process
Cellular component (GO): cytoplasm
Molecular function (GO): allantoinase activity
Source: RefSeq, a predicted model, not a curated record
CUUUGCACACUAUGGCACAGAACAGGUACGCUACGAUACCUGAAAGCGAACAACAGAGUUCAAGUCGUUUCAAGACUUUUGUGAAUAAAAAUAAGCUUCCUGCUGUUAUUCUGUCUUGUAUAGUAUUGUUUAUCAUUUUAUUGGGAGGAUUAGCCACUUGGCUUCCUGAUAUUAAACACAUUACAAAGCAAACAAUCAUAGAAGCACCUAUUGCCCCUGGUAUUUCGAGUAAAUCUUUGAAAGAUGGACUACUUCAAUGCCAAAAGAUAUCAAAACAAAACAGUCAGUCAACAUGGGCCUAUCGAUCCAGCAAUCCACGCGCACCUCAAGAUAUUCAGCCUGUGCUUUUGAAAAAUACAGUUGUAUGGGACGGGGAAGGAAAUGUAUUGGAACAUGUUGAUGUCUUGUUAUCGAAUGGCGUAAUCAGCGAAAUAAAGCACGGUAUUAAAGUAGAUCAAAAUCUGACUAAGAUCAUUGAUGUCGGAGGUCAUAUCGUGUCUCCUGGUAUAGUGGAUAUGCACACACAUUUGGGUGUCAUGUCUUGGCCUAGUUUAGCAGGAACAUCAGAUACGAAUGAAAUGACACAACCCAAUGUUCCCUUUGUCAGAGUGAUAGAUGCCUUUAACCCAUCUGAUAAGGCAAUUCGCAUUGUUGCAUCUGGUGGUAUCACAACAGCCCUGGUUUUACCUGGUUCGAGUAAUUUGAUAGGCGGUGAAGCCUAUGCUUUCAAACUAAGACCUGUGAAUACCCAAAGUAACCAAGAUAUGCUUGUGCAAACAGGUAUUGAUGAAAACGCCGAGAAAAAGUGGCGAUAUAUGAAGAUGGCUUGUGGAGAAAACCCCAAGAAUAACUAUGGUCGUAGGCAAAACCGUAUGCCUUCCACAAGAAUGGGAGAAGCUUAUUUGUUUCGUCAAGCAUUUGCUGAUGCACAGAAGUUAAUCAGAGCACAGGAUGACUGGUGUUCAGCUGCAGAAAAUCUAUCUGUUGACACAAAUGAGCCUCGUCUCCAGACUCCUUUUCCUGAAGAUAUCAAAUUAGAAUCAUUAAGUGCAUUAUUAAGAGGUCAAGUCAAGCUGAAUAUUCAUUGUUACGAAACGCAUGAUAUUGAAGCCAUGUUGAGACAUGCUAAAGAAUUCGGAUUUGAAAUUAGCGCUGUUCAUCAUGCUUUGGAAGCUUAUCGAAUUCCUGAUGUCCUCAAAAGAGCCAACUAUAAUAUCACGGUUGCCACGUUUGCAGAUCAUUGGGGAUUCAAGAAAGAAGCUUACGGUGCUUCUACUAAAGCUCCUAGAUUACUGUUCGAGGCUGGUAUUCCUGUUGCAUUAAAAAGUGACCAUCCAGUGCUUAAUUCGCAACAUAUGGCUUUUGAAGCUGCUAAAGCAGCACAUUAUGGCCUACCCGAACAGGAAGCAUUCAAGGCCAUAACUUCUAUUCCUGCUAAAGCACUUGGUUUGGAUCAUCGUGUUGGCUCGCUCAAAGUAGGUCAUGAUGCUGAUGUUGUUAUUUGGGACCGCAAUCCUUUAGCAUUAGGUGCUCUCCCACUUCAAGUCUUUAUUGAUGGAUUGCCUCAGUUUGAUCAAAGACCAAUUGAGCCUAUUCUCAGUACUAAGAAAUUCAAUAAGCCAUCGCUUAAUUUACAACACCUUCAACACAUCAAGUUGAGAAAGAAAGGAAACUAUCUCUUGAAGAACAUUGGAAGAAACUUGUUGAAUCCCAACGCAACAGAAUCUUUUGUGGUUAUCAAAGAAGGACUUGUUUGUCCCAGUUUGAAUACGGAUGACUAUAAUCUUAGUCUCAAAAAUAAUAUGUAUGAUUCUUUUGAAAUAAUUGAUAUUCAAGGAGGAUACAUCUUGCCUGGCAUCAUUGCUGUUGGUUCAAAGCUGGGCCUUGUAGAAAUUCCUUCUGAAGGUUCUACAGGUGACGGUAUUGUUCCUUCAUCUUAUUCCAAAAGUCCGAGAGAUAUAGUAGAAGCUGCUGAUGGCUUAAAAUUAGGAACAAAAAAGCUUAAAGAAGCCUAUAAGGGUGGCGUCUUGACAACCAUUAGUGCACCCAUUUCCAAUCAUAUUGUAAUAGGCAUAAGUACUGCAUUCAAGACAAAUGCUGAAUUAAUACUCACACAAGGCACAUUGAUUUCUCGCAACGCAGCACUUCAUUUACAAAUUGGUGAUUCUGUCAAAUCAAGUCAAUUUCCUACUGUUUCCUCUCAGAUUGCUUUUCUGCGCAACAUCUUUAGAGAACAUAUGCAUACUGAUAACUGGUAUGGUAAAGCAGCUCGUGGCGAUAUUCCUACCAUUAUCAUGGUCAACAACAAGGACGAAAUUGCAUCUGUCAUCCAUUUAAAAGAGACAGUGAUUCCUAAAGCACGUCUGGCUAUUAUGGGUGGUGCAGAAGCACAUUUGCUUGCUCCUCAUUUGGCCAAGGCAAAUAUUGCUGUUGUUUUGCGACCUCAUUUAUGUACACCCGAAAAGUUCGAUUCACUUUAUUGUUUAACAGGUGCGCCCUUGACUAAUGGUACAGCAGCUCAUGUCUUGUACCAACACGGCGUCAAAAUUGGCUUGGGUGUUUCAAACGAUGGCUGGGCUCGUAAUUUGGUUUGGGAUGCAGGAUGGUUGGCUGCCACUAGUACAAAAAAACAAUCUAUUUCUGAGUUGGAUGCUGUUCAGUUUAUCACGACAAAUUUGCAAGAGAUCUUUGGUUUACAGAAACAGCCUAGUUUGAGUCAAGAGAGUUUUGUUGUAUGGUCUGGAAGUCCUUUGGAUAUGCAAAGCAAGCCUGUAUUAGCUUACGACAAAGAAAGCGGUUUACAAUUGAUCUAGUCUUCCAGAUAGAAGAGAAUUUAUGGUCGAGAACUAAAAAGUAAACUUUAAUAAAUGAGCCAAGAGAUUCCCCCUUUUUUUCUUCUUCGAUAGAUACUUGCCGAGUUACAC